AUGGCCGAUGCAAACGUAGAAAAUGUGGAAGAACACCUACAGGCAAUAUUUUCCCAGUCUAAGAAUGACACUCCGGACUUGAAGCAGGCAGGAGACGCGUUCCAGGCCAUUGCUAAUACCCUGCGUCUACCAACGGCAGCCCCCACAAGGGAUGAACUCGGUAAAUCCGAGUUACCAGAGGCUCUCGUGAGUUUUUGGAAAUCAGCAAUACCGGAUACCAACUCUCGACCAACCGGAGCAGCUCGUACAUGCAUUCUGGAACUGCUGCGAGUUGCUGCAAAUCUGUGUAAUGACAAUGAUCCGAAUAGGCAACGACUCUUAGAUGUUGGGCUUUUACAGCUUUUACUCCCAAUGCUUAGUGCCUAUAGCCAGGAAGGCAUAGAACUGGAGCUCGAAGACCUCAAAGUAACCAAAACCUCACUAGGGGCUGUAUUCAUGCGCCUCGUUCGCUUCAUCAUAGAUACACUUCGGACCAAAUUGAUAGAAAUGGAUGCUCCACUCAUAGUAUUGAAACUGUCCAACGAGAUAUAUGAAGUUGGAUCAUGGACCAAGACCAUUUCCGGAGAUGAAGAACCAGAGAGUUGGACUUGGAGGAGUGGACUGUCGGGAUGGACUCGUAGGUUGCUGGAGUCACUUCUCGAAUUGGAGCCUACCCCUAAAUUCGGACCAUCUGUUCUUCCAUACCUAUUAAAACCCCUCGACAUCUUCAGCAGCCAAGGCUCCCGAACACCCACCGCAACACAUAAUUCUACUAGUAAAUCCACCGAAGCAUCACCUCCAGACCUGAUCGCUGCCGACCUGGAAGCUCUUGAGGCCUCUUGUACCCUACUCGAGUCUCUUGCUCUCGACUCGGAAGUGAUUCGGCUUGCGAUUGCAAGCGACGCCAACCUGCUCCGCAUCAUCCUCCGAUUUAUUGAAUUCGCCCAACCCUUGCCCGAAUGGCGCACGAAUGAUUCGACGGGCAAAGACAAUGCUAAAUGGGACAAAAAGGUCGGACUGUGCAAAGGUGCAGUAAUCAAGGCUUUAGUUACUGCUGCUGGAGAGGACAGGGCGAUAUCUAGCUUGUGGGACGAUACUAAGCUAGAUGGCGGUAACCAAGCUGCACCUGGCGGAUGGUUUGUUGCGGCCAUGUUGGCAUGGAUUAAACAAUACCGGAACGUAGAUCCAAGUGACGCGCGAGAUGACUUGGUCAUAUGCGCUACAUUAACUCUUGGAAAUCUCGCUCGCCGCGAUGAUUACUGCGUUGCACUCGUGGCCCCUCCCUCCUCAAUCGUUCCAGACCUCGUACCGUUUAUUACUCCGGUGACGGACAUGAAGGUCAAGCACGGGGUACUAGGGCUCCUCAAACACCUGGCUCAGCCAGUUCCAAACAAAAUGGUUCUUGGUGACGCUGGCGUGUUGGAGGCACUUUCUGCAUCGGGUGUCUGGGAUAGUGAAUCUGAUCGUGCGGAAGCCGUCCAAGCAUCUGCUGUUGGAAUCGCAAAGCACUUGUGUUUGAGUAAUGUGAGCAACACCCUACGCCUCGUUCUACCUCCUCCGACCGCCCAACCUGCAACACCCGCCGUCGCGUCCCCAGUCAUCGAUGAUGAUGACGACGAGCCCAGCGGAAUGGACCAAGUGAUCAAUCUUUCCCAACGCUCUGACACCGUCGCGCUCAAAUCCGAGGCCGCACGGGUAUUGGUCAACGCUGUCAAGUCACUAUGGUCUCCCGCCGGACCAGAAGAGAGCAUCGCCGUAUCCGCGGGCCAACGUAAGAGAGCCAUUCGUAGGCUUUCGAACCGCCAGAGCACACGGCGUUGGCCGAGCUGGUUGGACGAAGCCGAAAGAAGCCAACAUCAUGGAGCACCUUAUGUCAUUUCCGCGUACGACCGGGCGCUUGACGUGCCCAUGGCGGUGGUGACCGGCAACAAAUCGUCCGUAGAGGAAGGAGGCACAUUGCAGCAUCCCAAACUGAUUGAUAUGCUAAGUAUCAUAUUGAAGAACGAGGACAAGGUGUUCCCCCCGCAGCUCAGGGCAAAUGUAUGCACGCUCUUUGCGAGUGUGUCUAGUCUAGAUGCACCUGCGCUGCGGAUCAUAGAAAAGGUGAAACGUACUAUCAAGCCGAUCCUUUCGGACAUUGUCGCGGCAGAUAAGGAAGAACCGGUCGUGCAGACAGCAGCCAAGAAGAUUUUGGACACUUGGGCCGAAAGCUAG
Rhizoctonia solani is the source of this 2193-nucleotide messenger RNA. RefSeq lists its product as uncharacterized. Lineage: Eukaryota; Fungi; Basidiomycota; Agaricomycetes; Cantharellales; Ceratobasidiaceae. Bases 1 to 2193 code for a protein of 730 amino acids. Gene Ontology annotation, biological process: positive regulation of GTPase activity. The record is from RefSeq and is a predicted model, not a curated record. The transcript has 9 exons. Gene Ontology annotation, molecular function: guanyl-nucleotide exchange factor activity. Gene Ontology annotation, cellular component: cytosol.